CAAAGAAACCGAGUAGGCUGGGCCUGAUCCUGAUCUCAGCAACGCUGCUGCAAAUCAUCAGCAACUGGAGCUGCCUCAGUGUGGGCCAGGAAAUCGACGAGGACCGGCUCCCCAACCCAUUGCUGAAGCCGGGUCUGUCCAUGUCACCCAGACAAAGGAAGAAGGUCCCCCGCACGACCCCCACCAUGAAAGAGCUCCAGAUGAUGGUGGAGCACCACCUGUGCAAGCAGCAGGCGGAGGAGGAGGAUGCCAGCAUGGGGAGCCAGGAGCCACACAGCCCUGGGUGCUGCCACCACGGUAACACAGACCCCAGCCACAGCCCCAGGGGAACCUGCCCCCUUGCCCAGGCCAAGACCAGGCUGGAGUCUCAGGAGGGUAACCAUGCUGGACCAGACGGGAGUUCUGGGGGUCCGGGGAACCCAGCAAUGUUGGGCAGCAAGGGGAGGACUGUGGCAGCCUCUGCUUCGACGGGAAGUGGAACGAUGCCACCUGCCCCGUGACUGAGCACUGGAUCUGCGAACAGCAGUGCUAGCUGCGUCCCGGAAUCCACAACAGGGACGGGAAGGGGUGGGGGUGUCACGCAGCCUGCACCACGUGGGACAGCUUAGAAGCUAUCAUCUCUCUAUAGCAGUGAUUUUCAGACUACCACUCGUGAAGUGCAAGAAGCUCUUCAAUGUGUCUCCUGCAGCUCUGCAGCACACGCUAUUGAAACAUGGUGAUUUAAUUAUUACCAGAUCUAAGUUAUUAACCAAUGUGGAUGCUUUUACUAUGUUAUUAACCCAUUAAGUUAUCAACUUGCACUAAACUACUAACUUAUUUGUUGUGAGAAUAAUAGAUAUAGAUAAAAAAUGAAAUAUUUCCCAUCAUAAUUUUUAAAUAUGAAUAGUACUAUAGGAAAUGAAACAAUCAAUUCACCUACUGUGGCUCUUUAGCAUAAUGGUGAUGGCUAAUUCAGCUCCUGAGCCGCUGAGGUCCAUGUAUCACUGCUCUACAUGCUGGGCGGCUAUUGCAGCGAGCUGAGCUAUGGGACAGGAUCAUGGAAAGCAGAUGUGGAGAAGCUGACUGGCACUGGACCGUCUAAUCCAUGCAGGAGUUUUCUGGUACCAUCCUGGCACAUCUUUACAUCACUUGUGCCCAGAACCUUUUCGGUAUGUGUGUUUUUAUAGCAUCAGCCCACUUCAUGCCAGAUUCUGGGAGCAGGGUCUGCCUCUGGCUCAGAGCUGAACUUUGUUUUAUAUCAACAAAGUCUUGACCAUUACCUUAGCUCAGGCCUUAGGCCUCAGACCGGGCCUCUGAUACAAGGACUUUUCUUUCAGGACCUCAUCUUACUACAUUCCCCCACUUUUUGUCUUUUUAUGGGGAGGAUGUUUUCCCAUCAUCCCAGAAAAUCAUAAUGCGUGGAGUAAAGAGAACCCAGUGGGCUAAACAUUAUUAUGUGGUUACCUUAUUUUACCAUCCAUACACUCAUGCCCCAUCUGUCCCUUAGUCGGCACAUUCCCUCGUACGACUGCUAGACAAAUUUUAUUAUCCAAUUAUUAUUAGUCCCUUAUGGUGGGCCUGGGAAUGUUAGUUUCGGGACCUCGACUGAGUUGUGGGGUCUGUGCUUGUGUGUUGUUGACUUCACUGAAUGGUAU
Messenger RNA from Mauremys mutica (yellowpond turtle), 1634 nucleotides. Its product is annotated as protein phosphatase 1 regulatory subunit 1A-like. Gene Ontology annotation, biological process: signal transduction. Bases 141 to 500 code for a protein of 119 amino acids. The transcript has 5 exons. The record is from RefSeq and is a predicted model, not a curated record. Gene Ontology annotation, molecular function: protein phosphatase inhibitor activity. NCBI's taxonomy places the organism in Eukaryota, Metazoa, Chordata, Testudines, Geoemydidae.